AUGGAGGUGGAGGCGCUGCCCGACUGGCUGGCGGGGAUGGAGCUGGCCAGCAGCGGCGAGGCGGCGGGGGCCGUCAGCUCGAGGGCGACCGGCCGAGGGAAGAAGAAGGCGCUCAGGAAGGCCCUCAACCGUGAGAAGAAGCCCUCGUCGUACAGGAACAAUCGCCGGGAGCCAGAACGCGGGGAGUUCAUCAAGUUCCUCAGGGAGGAGGUGCCCAAGGAGACGAGGGAGGAGGACUGCAUCGUCGACUACCGUGACCUCUGGGACUGUCUCUUCUCCGACCGCUUCGGUUCCUUCGACGACCAAACGGCUCUUGGCCCGAUGCGCCAUACCUUCGGACCAAUCCCGCCGUACGCCGCUUCCGAUUGUACCUUGCAGAUCUUCUACAUCCGAGUCGCGGAGAUCAGCAAAGGUGGUCUCCAGUGGCCUCUGCAUGUCCAUGGCUUGGUUGCCGUCAGGGACUCUGUAGAUCACAAUCGCAACUUCCUCUUCAACCGGGCAAGGGAUGACUGCCAAAUUCUCACCCAAGAGGAUCCAUUUUUGAUAUUAACUGGUCCAUCUCGUGCGCUCCUGUUAAUUGACCCGAUUACUAUUGAAGUUCAGCUCAAAGUAAAGAGCAAAGCAGAGCCUGAAAAGGAUGAAGUACUGGGAGUGGUAGUCUUCGACUACCACAAAGCUUACCAUUCUGAUGAGGUGGAAUCUCCACGGAUCCUCUGCAAGCGCUGCACGCUUGAGUUCGCAUACGCGCCGCUGCUUCCUUCAGUUGAGGCCACCGUCACCCUCCAAGUUAUCGAUGGGUCAUGGGACGAUCGUUUCCAAGGAGUUGUCACCUGCCGUACUACCAGAUUGAAAAAAGGGGAGAUUGUGUUGCUUGACUCUCGGGAUGGAAAAAUGCCUGUCGAUUCGGAUGGUGUGAUCGAGCUUUCGAGGCGUGUUGUUUCUGUAGAAGAAAGGGGACAACUGUUAGUUUCCGUGCUGGCCCGUCCGAUGGGUAAUGACCAAGGUUUGGUUGCAACGGAGGAUACCGUUGUCUUUACACAGAUGAACGCCGGCACAAGCUGUGGCACGUGCCAUCUUGGUUUCUGUAAGAUGCAAGUUACUGUUGCUUGGUCCCUUCUUUCUACCCUGGAAGACAUGUGGCUUGCUGAUGAACACGGUGUAUCUUGA
This is a messenger RNA of Lolium rigidum, 1167 nucleotides long. RefSeq lists its product as uncharacterized. The record is from RefSeq and is a predicted model, not a curated record. The coding region runs from base 1 to 1167 and encodes 388 amino acids. The transcript has 4 exons. Lineage: Eukaryota; Viridiplantae; Streptophyta; Magnoliopsida; Poales; Poaceae.